Melampsora larici-populina 98AG31 is the source of this 1911-nucleotide messenger RNA. RefSeq lists its product as uncharacterized. Gene Ontology annotation, molecular function: A2-type glycerophospholipase activity. The record is from RefSeq and is a predicted model, not a curated record. Gene Ontology annotation, biological process: glycerophospholipid catabolic process. Gene Ontology annotation, cellular component: cytosol. NCBI's taxonomy places the organism in Eukaryota, Fungi, Basidiomycota, Pucciniomycetes, Pucciniales, Melampsoraceae. The coding region runs from base 1 to 1911 and encodes 636 amino acids. The transcript is spliced from 18 exons.
AUGAAGUACUGGCAGCAAGUGAUUCUUUAUCUGUUGUACCAUCUACAUGGGAUCUAUUCUCAACCUCAACUCCCUGAAAAGGCCAUAAGGAAUUCUCCGAGUGGAUCAUAUGCACCUCAAAAAGUCAUCUGUCCAGAAGGCCUCCACGUUCGACAGGCUUCAAUCCAGGGACCAUUAGCUAGUCAAGAGCAAGAAUAUGUGACUAGUAGAGCUUCUAAAUCAAUUCCGAUUUGGAAAGAAUACCUUUCAAGAGUUCGACUUCAUGAUUUUUCUGUUGAAGAUUUUCUAGAGAAGGCAGAAGCUGAAGGUGGGAAAGCAGGUGAAACGCUUCCUAAUGUUGGUUUAGCUUUUAGUGGGGGUGGUGUGAGGGCUACUCUGGUUGGUGCAUCAGUGCUGAAUGCGCUUGACUCCAGGAAUGAGGAGGCCUCGAAUGCAAGAACAGGCGGCGUGCUUCAGCUGUCAAACUACGUUGCGGGUCUUUCAGGAGGCUCUUGGCUAGUAGGGUCUUGGGCUAUCUCGGAUUUUCCUACUUUGCCUGAACUCAACCGCACUGUAUGGCGUUUAACAAAUCACAAUCAACCUAUGGACUUAGCCACGAUUUUCCAGUAUCCUCAUUUCAUAAAGGUCGCGAAAGAAAAAAAGAAGGCAGGUUUCCUAGCUAGCUUAGUAGACGUUUGGAGUGCAAUGAUAUCUGCACAUUUCAUAAACGACGACGACGAGGGAAAUGAAGUUCUGUUUUCAUCAAUCAGAAAUGUUUCUCAUUACAAGGACCACACUGCACCAUUUCCCAUAGUGACUGCGACUUCUAGGUACAAAGGAACAGGAGAAAUUGUGAUUGGAAGCCCUACAUACGAAUUCACACCCGAAGAGUUUGGUCUAUGGCAUCCAUCUCUAAAUGCGUUUAUUCCAUUGGAUUAUCUGGGCACGAGUAUGCAAGGAGGUGUUCCUUCCCAUGAUGACUAUUGUGUCAAAGGAUAUGAUAAUGCUGGUUUCGUACUUGGAACCAGUAGUAAUAUCCUCAGUCAGUCAGCAAAUUCACAGCCUUCUGGUACAUUGUUCAGGCUGUUCUCAGGAUUAUGGAGAUUAUGUGUGUCAGGCAUAUAUGAUGAGGCACUGAUCCCAAAUCCAUUUGUCGGGCUGGGUGUGGGCUUUGGACCUGGAAGUGGCUAUCCAGGUAGGUGUUCCGGAGAUUUCGAUCUGAAAAAGUACAAUGUUCUUUGGGCUUAUCUUUCUUCUGAAGAUAGGGACUCGGACAAACUUUGCUUAGCAGACGGAAGUUUUGCUGGUGAAGACAUUCCAUUGUGGCCUCUGGUGAUACCUUCACGCAAAAUGGAUGUGGUCUUUGCUGUGGAUGCUCGCUCAGAUGGAAGACAAGCAGGGUCGCUGACCGGAACUGGAUAUUCGAAUGGGACAUCAAUAUACAAUGCAUAUCUCAAGAGUCAACUACCGGAGUAUUCAGCGUAUCCGUUCCCAAAGGUUCCAGAUCCUGCCUUAGAGUUCACUGAGAAAGGACUUCAUCAACGGCCGUCGUUCUUCGGGUGCAAUGAGACUAGUCCGUUGAUAAUAUACUUUCCAAAUUACUAUGCUGCAUCGCCAACCGAUGUCGCAACGGUCAAGGCGACUUAUACAUACAAGACAUAUCCCUCUUUGUCAAUUCAUAGAAAAGCAUUAAAUCAGUUGAUGUUUAAACUUUUCAAAAUAGCUAUCACAACUCAAGCAACAGGAGCUUCUUUUGAAGAUGGAUUUUCUCCUGGACCUGAAAUGCAAGGUGUUUUAGACAGAGUUGGACCGAUUGACAAAACAGAUUGGGCAGCUUGUUUAGCUUGUGCUUUGAUUGAUAGACAAAGAAUUAGGAAUGGACAACCUCGGACAGUACAAUGUGAAACUUGCUUUUGGCAAUUCUGUGCCUGA